This is a messenger RNA of Penicillium cinerascens, 963 nucleotides long. RefSeq names its product ketopantoate reductase family protein. Bases 1 to 963 code for a protein of 320 amino acids. Gene Ontology annotation, biological process: pantothenate biosynthetic process. Gene Ontology annotation, cellular component: cytoplasm. Gene Ontology annotation, molecular function: 2-dehydropantoate 2-reductase activity. The record is from RefSeq and is a predicted model, not a curated record. The transcript has 5 exons. NCBI's taxonomy places the organism in Eukaryota, Fungi, Ascomycota, Eurotiomycetes, Eurotiales, Aspergillaceae.
AUGUCCGGCCAGAUCGAUAUCCUACUAUACGGCCUGGGCGCCAUCGGCUCCUUCUACGCCUUCGUUCUGAGCCGGUCCGAGCGUGUACGCUUGACGGUAGUCGCUCGAUCAAACUACGAGGCUGUCAAGGCAAAUGGAAUUACCAUCAACAGCGAGAACCACGGCCAGCACAAUUUUCAUCCACACCGAGUGGUGAAAUCCCCAUCCGAGGUGUCUGCCGUUGACUACGUAGUGUGCGCCCACAAGGCCAUCGAUCAAGAGGACGUCGCGGUGCAAUUGCAGCCCGUGGUGGAUCAGAACAGGACGACCAUCGUGAUUAUCCAGAAUGGAGUUGGUAACGAGGAGCCAUUCAGGAAGCAGUUUCCCGGAAGCUCCAUUCUGACCUGCGUGACCUGGGUCGGAGCGACACAAAUCAGUCCCGGUAUCGUCAAGCACACCAAGUCCGAAGAUAUGCAGAUCGGCCUUUUCGCGAACGCACAGGUUGAGAAGGCGACCGAACAGCAGCGACUCGAUACUUUCACAGACUUGCUCCGCAACGGCCAAACCCGGUUCCAGAUUCUCCACGAUAUCCAACGAAAGCGAUGGGAGAAGGUUGUAUGGAACGCGGCAUGGAACUCCAUCACUGCAUUAACGAUGGUGGACACCCAAACCUGGCUACACUCGUCAGAUGACGCCGAGCCAUUUACUCGCAAGUUGAUGCUUGAAGUCAUCCACAUUGCUCGCGGCUGUGGUGUGGCCCUGCAAGAUGAGCUCCCCGACCAGCUCAUUGGAAAGAUCAAAGCCAUGCCAGGAAUUGGCAGCAGCAUGCAGACUGAUUUCAAAAAUGGGCGGCCAAUGGAGAUUGAUGUGAUCCUGGGUUUCCCCGUGCGCAAAUCACGGGAGUUGGGCAUCUCGGCUCCCUAUUUGGAGACGCUCUAUGUCAUCCUGCGCGCGAUAGAUGGUCGACUGCGUGCCGCACUGUAG